UGGGGACGGGUUGUUAUUUGCCUCGGUGUACAUACGGAGGCGUAGAUAUUUGAUUUCGCACGGCAUCCGUACCAGAACGGAGACUGAAAUUAGUCAGUUUACAGAAACGUCGAAGAACUUUUACUUGCAAUGACUAAGAAAAACGCAAAAGGAACAAUUAAAAAAGAUGCCAAGCCACAGCAGGUGCAUAGGAAUGGAAAGAAAGCAGAGGUUGGAGGAGGAACCUCGUUUUUCACCUGGUUCAUGGUUUUGGCUCUCCUGGGCGUCUGGACCUCUGUAGCCGUGGUGUAUUUUGACCUUGUUGACUAUCAAGGUGUAAUUGCCAAAGCAAAGGACUUGCGCUAUAAUCUUUCAGAGGUAUUACAAGGUAAACUUGUGUCCUAUGAUGCUGAUGGUGACGGAGACUUUGAUGUGGAAGAUGCUAAAGUACUACUAGGGCUGAAAGAGAAAUCCACUACUGAGACCAGUGAAUCAGCUGAGGGAACCCCUGCUGAACCUGUGGAAGAAGCUCCUGAAUCUAUUGUGGAGGAAUUAAUCCAAGCCACUACAGUUAAAGAAGCAGCUCAGCCACCACCAGAACCAGAGACUGUGGAAGAGGAGUCUGUUCCUGUGGAAGAAGAACCUCUGGCAGUAGACGAAGAGCCCACUUCUACAGAAGAUGAAGUAGCUGAGGAGGAACCAGAAGUUGAAGAGGAGCAAGAAGUUCCUGAGGAAGAACCAGAAGUUGUGGAGGAAGAGCCUGAGAUUACAGAGACACUUCCAAUUGAGGAAAAGGCUUUUGAGGAGGCAAUAGAAAAGCCUGCAAAAGAGGAAGAGGUCAUACCAGUUGCAGAAUCGGUUGAGGAGGCUGCACCAGUGGAAGAAGCAGUUGAGGAAGUGUUGGAGGAAGAGGCUGCACCAAUAGAAGAAGUAGUAGAAGAUGCACCGCCUGAAGACGCAGUAGAAGAAGUAGCUGAAGAGGUUGCACCUGUGGAAGAAGCAGUCGAGGAAGUGUUGGAGGAAGAGGCUGCACCAGUAGAAGUAGUAGGAGGAGAUGCACCGCUGGAAGAGGCAGUAGAAGAAGUAGCUGAAGAGGUUGCACCUGUGGAAGAAGCAGUCGAGGAAGUGUUGGAGGAAGAGGCUGCACCAGUAGAAGUAGUAGGAGGAGAUGCACCGCUGGAAGAGGCAACAGAUGUAGUCUUAGAAGAAGAGGAUGCACCAGUGGAAGAAACAGCAGAGGAAACCACACCAGUAGAAGUUGUUGUGGAAGAGGUUGUAGCAGUAGAAGUUGUGGAGGAGAUUGUACCAGUAGAAGAAUUUGUGGAGGAGGUUGUAUCAGUAGAAGAAGGUGUGGAAGAGGUUGUACAGGAAGAAGAUGAUGUUGAGGAGCUUGAACCACUAGAAGAAGAUGUUGAGGAGCUUGAACCAGUAGAAGAAGUAGUAGAGGAAUCUGAACAAGAGGAGGAAUCUGAAACAACAGAACCAGUGGAAGAAGUAGAAACACCCAAAGAGACCGUUGAGGAUUCAGUCUCUGAAGAAGAAACCGUAACAGAAGAGGAAGUUAUAGAGGAAACCGAUGAGCCAAUUCAGGAAGAUGAGGAUGUACAAGACUACACAUCGGAGGAAACAGAGUUUGAGGAAAAUAUUGAAGAAGAGGGUAUGUUUUCUUCUGCUGAAGAAGAGCAGGCUGAGGAGGAUGAAGCAGAGGAAAUUAACCAAACAGAAGAACAAAUUGAAGUAGAGCCCACAGAAACAUAAAACAUUAGGCAGUAA
Carassius carassius (crucian carp) is the source of this 1752-nucleotide messenger RNA. RefSeq names its product aspartyl/asparaginyl beta-hydroxylase-like. Gene Ontology annotation, cellular component: endoplasmic reticulum; membrane. The record is from RefSeq and is a predicted model, not a curated record. NCBI's taxonomy places the organism in Eukaryota, Metazoa, Chordata, Actinopteri, Cypriniformes, Cyprinidae. The transcript is spliced from 10 exons. Gene Ontology annotation, biological process: peptidyl-aspartic acid hydroxylation. Gene Ontology annotation, molecular function: peptidyl-aspartic acid 3-dioxygenase activity. The coding region runs from base 130 to 1737 and encodes 535 amino acids.